AGUAAAACAACAUUGUGAGAUGAGAUGAAAGAAAAUAAAUUAAAUUAAUUUCAUAAUCUACCUAAAACAACAAAUAAUUGCAAACAAAUUCGACAACAAACGCGGUUUAAACAAACUGUGAGUGGUGAAAGAAAAAAUUAAUAAAUAAUUAAUUAGUUUCUGUAUGAGUCAAAUAACAAUAAUUUUGUCAUACAAUACAUGACAAAUGAUCGAACAGUAUUUUUAGAUUUAAUAAAAAGAAAUAGACUAAAAUAAAAUUAAAAUAAAUAAUAAACAUGAUUCGUGAUCGUUUGCCAGAACUUAAAGAGGUGGGUUGUACAUUCCACGCUUCUACCGAAUCCCUGGUUCUAAUUGAAAUGGAGGAUGUAGAAGAAGAAGUAGUUCGUUCGCAUAGUCCGGUAAUGGAUGCUUUACUCAAAAUGUACAAUGAAAUACUCCUUGAAAUCGAACAAAUAUUACAGAAUAUCGAAACGAUGAAAAUAAUGACUCAAGCCAAAAAUGCCAAAAAUUUUAAAGAAAAAGAAUUUUAUAAAUUACGUCAAGCUACCAUACAGAUUGGCAAUAAUAUUAUGAGUAAAUUUCAAAUGAUUGAAAGCACACUGCCACCGGAAAAUAACUACACAACAUUGGCUCGUAUGAAACGUUCCUUGUAUUAUGGGUUUUUCCAGCAUUACGUGAUAAUCUGGAGUAAAAAUGAUGAAUUUUUCCAUGAGUAUGAAAAUAAAUUGAAGAAAAAUCUACAAAUGCAAUCGAAAAUAUUAAAUUAUGAUCUCACAGAAGAGGAAAUUGAGACUCUAGUAGCACACAAGCAAACGACUUUAUACACCGGUAAUAUCCUAGAAACAGAACAUGCCCGCAAAACGUUGCAAGCUCUGAAAGAUCGUUUGGGAGAAUUAAAAAAAUUGGAAAAGUCAAUUGAAGAAGUUCAUACGUUAUUCAUACGACUGCAAAACUUAGUAGUAGAUCAGAGUGUCAUUAUGCAACGCAUUGAAAAACAUUUCGAUGAUGCACGCAAUUAUGUGGAAGAGGGAACCAAAGAAAUUAAAGAAGCAGAAAUUAUCCAGAAAAAGACUCAAAAAAGCAAGCUAAUUUUUAUUAUAGUGGCCAUAGUUGCAGUAACGUUAUUUUUACUUAUUGCUCUAUUGCUACGAUGAGUUAUCAAACAACAUCAAAAGUUGAUGUAGAGAGUUCAAUAAGUCUUUUUAUCGC
Lucilia sericata (common green bottle fly) is the source of this 1209-nucleotide messenger RNA. RefSeq names its product syntaxin-4-like. The transcript is spliced from 8 exons. Gene Ontology annotation, biological process: vesicle fusion; vesicle-mediated transport; intracellular protein transport. Gene Ontology annotation, cellular component: endomembrane system; synaptic vesicle; SNARE complex. Lineage: Eukaryota; Metazoa; Arthropoda; Insecta; Diptera; Calliphoridae. The record is from RefSeq and is a predicted model, not a curated record. The coding region runs from base 276 to 1154 and encodes 292 amino acids. Gene Ontology annotation, molecular function: SNARE binding; SNAP receptor activity.